This is a messenger RNA of Heterobasidion irregulare TC 32-1, 1152 nucleotides long. RefSeq lists its product as uncharacterized. Bases 1 to 1152 code for a protein of 383 amino acids. The record is from RefSeq and is a predicted model, not a curated record. The transcript is spliced from 8 exons. Lineage: Eukaryota; Fungi; Basidiomycota; Agaricomycetes; Russulales; Bondarzewiaceae.
AUGUUGAUUGAAGCUGGAACAGCGGGUGGAGAUGCACUGGCGAGCGCUAGGCGGAAGGGGAGGGAAGACACACUCAGGUUGACCGCGGUCGUCGAGCAGCGACGAGCAUUCCGUGCGACUCACGAAGGCGGCGCUGGUAGUGCAACAAUGACAGGCCCUCGGCACAAGACGCCGUCGCGCCUGUUCCGCGCGCUAAUUAAGAAUAAUAGGUGGAACGACAACCUCGACGAAGACAAAAUCUAUACAUCCGCCACAUCCACAACCGAGCCUUACGUCACUCUCGAUGACAAUGACAACGACAAUGACGAAAGAUGCCCGGCUGAUCAUACUGUGAUAAAAUCUGAGGUGGAUGGAUCAAUGUUACUAGAUUCUUCAGAUGGUGGUAGUGCCAGAGAGAGACGUUCGGAAAGGCUGGAGGGCACGGUGGCACCAUUUGUGCGCACGUCGGAAUUACAGGCGCCCAUGAAUGACUUGCAGUCGUAUCAGAUGAAACAACGAGCGCAGGUCAUAUACAAGAGGCGAGAGACUUACAUGCUACUUCCCAUUCUUGCGGACUGUCAGGCGUCUCAUCGGGGACAGCUCAGGAAUGAGGGAUCCGGGAUGUCACUGGUCAAUGAUCCCCCGAAGGCAUCAAUCUCGCCAGCGCAUUUUGGUAGCGACUUCGAACCUGUUGAGCCCCAGCAAAAGCAAGAGCAUUCAAGCCCACCUCCUCGAAGUUCAACUCUACUUCAACAAACAGCUGCCGAGUAUUCUUUAGAAACCUCAAAACAAAAUUUUACGGCGCCGUCAAUUCCUUUGAAACGAGAGCGAUCGGUAUUUUCAGAAGAUCUGGCAUAUCGUCAUACUACCCAAAAAGUUGCGCCCGGUGGUGAGGUAGAACCUGAUCCCGUUCCUACAGCUCUAAGCCCUACAGUGCCUACCCGCGAACACGCCAAAGAUGUUCUAGACUUCGUGUUCCAUAUUGGCCUCCACAAUCGCCAUGUCCAGAUACUCAGUAAGCACGGCUUGUAUGAUAAAAAGGAUUUCGAGUUUGUUCGCUUUGCGUCUCGGGAAAUGCAAGACAGCUUGCAAUCAAAACCUUUGGCCGAUGGCUUUACCACCAUAGACUACAUGAGACUCCAUGAUGGACUCAGAAGGGCAUUUAAAGAGUGA